AUUAUGAAGUUGAAGUCAAUGAACAUAUUCUCAUAUAAGCCAAUCUUUAGCAGACUACAGAUACAAAGAAAUAUAUUUCUUACAGGAAAAAUUUAGCAGAUUACUAGAGAAUAAAUUUUCAUGGCUCCACCACCUUCAACUGUAGUUUCUUCAUUUGUUUCUCUUAUUGUAAGGAUCCUUACAUUUGUUUGCCUUAUCAUUUCACUUAUCCUCCUCACUACUGCCACUGGAACUGCUUCAAAUGAUGAUUACGGAGAAGUCAAGAUCAAGUUCAAACACUUUAAGGCGUUUAGGUAUCUUUGUGCUGCCACUGUCAUUGGCCUUGUCUAUACUCUUCUACAAACUGCAUUAACAGUAUUUCAUGUAAGCACUGGGAACCGAUUUGGCGGUGAUGGCUUGGUUUACAUUGAUUUUUAUGGCGAUAAGGUAUAUUAUAUGGCUUUUCAUAUCUAAUCUCAUCUCAGUAAUACUCUCGGAAUACUUGAUGUCAAUAAAAGCUAGAUUUUGACAGAUGACCCCACUUUUCUAGAUAGAAACGUGCUUCACGAACACAAAACCCACGGUCCCACGAGGUUUAGGAAAACAAGGAUUAACCUGUUUGGCCAGGCUUAAAUCCAGGCAAACAGCCGACCCUUGGAUUUAAGCCUGGUCAAACAGCACGAUUGGGAAAACAAUUAUGCCGAGCAUGCACAGCAUGGGUUGGUGGGUGAGUGGGGGGUUUUUGGCAAUUUUUCCGCAUGGGACGACCUGCUGUAAGGGUCAGUAGGUAAAACAACAUUAUUGGUAGGAAAAUCAUAGCCUGAGGAUGUUACACGGUCAUUUUAUUACUUCCCUGAAAAUAAAUAGCAUUUUUUUUUUCCAAAUUUUAUUAUUGCAAGAAUUUGUUUUUGGAAAUCAGCUUACAAGAUCGACAUUUUUGUUGAACUACAAAUAGUACGAGGUUAGCUAAAGUAAGAUUGUGGAGAAAAACUUGAGAAUUCUUGUAUGAUAUGAAAUUGAUGACUUUUUGUUGCCAAUGUUCCAAUAUUCAUGAGCGAAUCGACAAGAUUGUCUUUAAAUCUAGUCAAACUUUAAUGAAGAAAAUUUGGUAAUAAUCAAUUAGAUCGUGGUUGGUUUGCCGUUUUUAGAUCAUUUUUCGUUUUCUGUUUUUGAAAAUGCGAAAAACGCGUUUGGUUCGUCGUUUUCAAAAACACAUUUUCGAAAACGAAUUAAAAUUUAUAACUGAAAAUGCAAAACGACUUUUUAUCAUUUUCAACGUUUUCAGUUAUAAAUAUCGAAAAUGCUCAAAAAGCGGAAAACGAGCCGUUUUCAGAGAAAACUAAAAAUCGUUUUGAAAAUGAA
Molecule: messenger RNA, 1341 nt
Organism: Olea europaea var. sylvestris
Lineage: Eukaryota; Viridiplantae; Streptophyta; Magnoliopsida; Lamiales; Oleaceae
Product: CASP-like protein PIMP1
Exons: 2
Coding region: 121-453 (110 amino acids)
Source: RefSeq, a predicted model, not a curated record